Messenger RNA from Paramecium octaurelia, 415 nucleotides. NCBI's taxonomy places the organism in Eukaryota, Ciliophora, Oligohymenophorea, Peniculida, Parameciidae. The record is from the annotation of a GenBank genome assembly.
AUGAAAUUGAAUUAUUCAGAAUUAAUUUUAUUUGAUUCACACUCUCGAAGAAGAUUCAUUAUGAAAUAAGGUUCCAAAAAACACAAAACCUCGUAUCAUAAGUUGUCUUCUGACAUUAAGCAAACCCUAAUUCACUUGAUUUGUCUCAAAGGCUUCAAAAUAAAACACGUAAACCCCUUCAUUCUAUUUUUAGGCUGCCUCCCAACUGAAUAUCAAGUAUUCGGCUGCAAAAUCCAUUUUCCUUUACCACCGAAAUAAUAUGAUCAAAAAUUCAUAAGGCAUCGAUUCGACAAAAAGAUGUUUGUACAGAACCAUUACCAAGGAAGGUGUAAAUUUUCGAGUAGUCACAAAAAUAGCUGGGGAAUUUGUGAAUUCAAAAUCAGGACACCACAAACCAACUCAGACUUCGAUAUGA